Molecule: messenger RNA, 1768 nt
Organism: Suillus bovinus
Lineage: Eukaryota; Fungi; Basidiomycota; Agaricomycetes; Boletales; Suillaceae
Exons: 2
Coding region: 183-1352 (389 amino acids)
Source: RefSeq, a predicted model, not a curated record
ACAGCUGCUGGCAGGCCACUAGUAUAUAUACUUUCCUCUUCGACCUUGAUCUUACCAAGUACUCCACUGUGUUUGACAGUUUUACCCUGAAAGAGCACCUCUAACUCCCAGGUUCAAGCGCCCGUCGCUCACAAGUCUGUUCCCAACCUUCAACGUGUAUAGUAAUUCUCGUCCAACCAACAAUGUCCAGUUUACCUCUUUCAGGUUCCAAGUUCACUCUCGAUGUCUCUGGAGUAGCAGGUCUUCUCGGUGGUGAUGAAGCUGUUUCCGCCAUGACAAUCGUACACGUGUUCCGAGGAAGAAAGUGGUUGGGAUGGUACAAUUCACCAGGAUCAUACAUUAUCGCCAAGAAGUAUCGCCAACUCGCCAACUCGCGUUUCUGGGAUGGUUUAUUACCAGGCAUCAACACAGACCCUGCCACGCUGGUUGAUCUGAAUGCUUCCAAGGGUCCAAAGUUCAAGGGUGUAGAAUCUGGAUCGAUCAUCCCCGAAACUAGUCACCUCGCUUCUUUGGUAGCAAAGGAAUGCCAAAUGGAGCGGGGCAUUGAUGUUCCAGGGAGAAAAACUCAACCAGUCGGGGCUACAAUCAUUGACCUCCACUACGUCCCGGAUGCAACCACGAUACCAAAGCAACCCGCGAGGUACGCCACCGCUCUCGCUUUCAUCCCUAUGUCAGUGUCUUUCGGCACCUGCAUUGCGUGCGCUCUCUUCGGAGACUGGUACGCCUUCAGUAUGAUCCUGCUCGGAAUAGUCGCAAACGGAAUAUCAUCUUUCGUCCUCGGAUCCGGGAAAUUCACUUUCUCUCAUCCCAUCCCAGCCCCGGGAGCGCCGCGAGGUGAUGGAUUACUCCUCGCGGAUAACAACAUCAUCGUCCUACUUGGCGAAGAGAGCGCUGUCAAUUCCAUUACUCGCGGAAAAUUCUCUCUCAAGUUCGACAGUGAAACAGAAUACAAAAACAUCAACAUGUGCUCGUUGAUCCUCACAGCGCAAUUCAUCGCCCAACUGUUGCUCAUCCCGCAGGCUGCGCUCUUUGGACAGGUCAUGUUCUUAGCCUCGCUCGCAGUCUCCUGGGCAUACAAUUCGUGGUUAUCAUCUUUGGAUAAGGCUGAGAUCCAGAGGAGGAUGCUACUGGAUGUAGUCCUCAAGCGGCCGAUGAUGACGAAAUACAUGUUGGGCACUCGCACUACCAUGGCCGUCUUCGUUCUUCUAGCGUUGAAUCCAUCAGAUCCUGCAAAGGUACUUGAUGAUAUCCUCCCAAACAAUACCAAAGUGUGGAGGAAAUGGAAAUCCAUCAUUGUGUCAAAGCUACAGGACGGCGAAAAGAUGCAUUUUCAACCAGGCCGAUUGGGAUGAUGUAAGUUUCGACGGGAGUGAGAGCACACUUCUGAAGACCCUCUUAGGAGAUGCCCACGCUGCCUAUGAUGGAUAUUCUGACUACCAGAGGUUGCGUUAGUUCCGUGAUGAAUCAACACUCGGCGAGUGUAUUUGACUUCCUCAUUUGUAAUACCCAUUGUGAAUAUUUAUGUUCUAUUUUUUAUUCUCUCUACCCAUGUAUCCUUCGUUCUGUGUCUCUUGCCUCUGCUUUUAGUCCGAUAUUUCGAGUGUCUCAACUAGUUUUUGACCAUGUAUAAGAUAUACCGCGAUACCUCUUGUAUGAAUCUCCUCUUGCAGAUGCAUUUCUUGCCACUAGUAUCCCGGAAGCUGGGUGACGUCAUAAACCAUUGCGGCUCCGCACGUUGGACUGCCCAGCUGGCUACGUAUGAUAUCCU